Molecule: messenger RNA, 504 nt
Organism: Alternaria rosae
Lineage: Eukaryota; Fungi; Ascomycota; Dothideomycetes; Pleosporales; Pleosporaceae
Exons: 3
Coding region: 1-504 (167 amino acids)
Source: RefSeq, a predicted model, not a curated record
AUGUCUAAUCCAAGUGACCAGUUCGAUGCCAACCGAAAUGAUGCGAAAGACAGCUUCGACAAAGCUGUGGACGCGCAGCAGAGGAUCAUCGGCAUUGGUGUGGGGGUUGGAGUAGGAUUGUUCCUUCUCUUCGCCGGCCUGGGUUUUUGGGCAUUCCGACGACACAGCAAGAAACGAACGCGACAGAUAAACCAGCAGGCACAGACACAAUCGGAUCUGCUGCAGCCUAGGAUGCAACAGACGGACCCGCCGCAGUCCUGGAUGAGGCAAGACCAGGAAGUGGACGGAACGGCAUACAGGAGUGAGGUCGAGGCCCAAGACAAGCCACAUCAGUACCAGUCACACCAGUACCAGGAGAUGAACGCAAAUCCAUACGGGAACCAAUUUCAAGGUGGCCCAAUGGUAGAAGCGCAGGGAACGCGGGAUCCCCAGGAGAUGGCGUUGAACCAGAGGCAGUAUCCGCCGCAUGAGAUGCCAGGUAACGGGGCCGUUGGAGGGCGCUGA